AUGGCGAGCGGAGAGAUACCUGGCUCCACCGACUGCCCCAAGUCCUGGUCCCUGUCCAACGCCCUCUUCUCCCAGCUGGAGGGGCUGCAAGGUGGCUGGGAAUGGAACAUCAGCACAUUCGAGAACUUCUCUGUCGAUCGUCUCCGAGACUUGCUGGAGUCAGCGCGGCACAGCGCGGAGGCUCAGAACACCGCCGUCAAAGCCCUGCUGGCGCUGGCUUACUCCGUUAUCAUCGCCCUCGCUGUCUUCGGCAAUCUCCUGGUGUGUCAGACCGUCCUGAAGAGAAAGAAGACCGUCACCGCCACCAGCCUCUUCCUCCUGAACCUGGCGGUAGCCGACCUCUUCAUCACCCUCCUCAACAGCCCCUUCACUCUGGUCCGUUUCAUGAGCAGUAGCUGGGUGUUUGGAACAACCAUGUGUCACAUCAGCCGAUUCUCCCAGUACUGCUCUCUGCAUGUUUCAGCGCUGACCCUGAUGGCAAUCGCACUGGACCGGUACCAGGCUAUCAUACACCCUUUAAGGCCUCGUAUGUCCCUCUCCAAAGGAAUUGUCUGUAUUGCUGUCAUCUGGACACUGGCUUCAUCUUUUUCCUUGCCCCAUGCCAUUUACCAGAAGUUGUUUCGCUUUGUGUACAGGGAGAAAAUCGUCAGGAGCCUCUGCAUCCCUGCCUUUCCGAAACCAUCCAAUGUGUUCUGGAAGUACUUGGACCUGGCCACCUUCAGCCUGCUCUAUGCCCUACCGCUGCUGGUCAUCACCACAGCCUACUCUGCGGUGGGCAAGAAGCUGUGGCUGCGUGGCACCAUAGGUGAUGUCACGGUUGAGCAGUCGGCUGCCCAGCGCCGCAAGAAGAAGAAGACAAUCAAGAUGAUGGUGCUGGUUGUGGUUGUCUUUGCCAUCUGUUGGUUCCCCCUCAACUGCUACGUGAUCCUUCUCUCCAGCCAGCGGGCCCAGGCCAACAACACUCUUUACUUUGCCUUUCACUGGCUGGCAAUGAGCAGCUCCUGCUGCAACCCCUUCAUCUACUGCUGGUUGGAUGACGGUUUUCGUGCAGAAUUCAGGAGCCUCCUGAGCAAGUGUAGGCGAGCGAAGAGAGGUGGGGGCAAGGCAGCACUGCUCCCCAUGCUCGGUGGGCCAGUUCAGAGAGCUUGGUUGCAGGAGCGAGACCUCAAUGAGGCUGGACCAUCUGCAGUGGCCGGAAGAUCUGGGAAUCGAGGGCACAAAGAUAGCAACGGGGAGCCUUGCCGCAACAGGAGCAUCUCAGUUACUUCAUGGCUGUGCACCUAUGUAGCCCAGAAGCAGCAGUGCCUCUAGGAAUCUACACUGAGCCCCAGGAAUGUGUGACAGCAUCUUGCAAAUUCCAAGC
This is a messenger RNA of Hypanus sabinus (Atlantic stingray), 1363 nucleotides long. RefSeq names its product G-protein coupled receptor 83-like. Gene Ontology annotation, molecular function: neuropeptide Y receptor activity. NCBI's taxonomy places the organism in Eukaryota, Metazoa, Chordata, Chondrichthyes, Myliobatiformes, Dasyatidae. Gene Ontology annotation, biological process: neuropeptide signaling pathway. The coding region runs from base 1 to 1311 and encodes 436 amino acids. Gene Ontology annotation, cellular component: membrane. The record is from RefSeq and is a predicted model, not a curated record. The transcript has 6 exons.